This is a messenger RNA of Adineta steineri, 615 nucleotides long. Lineage: Eukaryota; Metazoa; Rotifera; Eurotatoria; Adinetida; Adinetidae. The record is from the annotation of a GenBank genome assembly.
AUGUUUUUUCUCAUCGGUUUCGGAUGGCAUGUAGCUGCCAGUUUUGCAUUUGUUCUUGCUAUUUUAUCUCCCAAUUGGUUAACUGUUCAAACAGUACCAUCAUUAGGAAGUUUUCAAAUUCAACGAGGUGUUUUUUAUGUAUGUGAUUUGGUUGCACAGAAUAGUACAUUUACAACAACUCGAUGUGCAUCCAUUAUUGGAGUAGAUUCAUCACUCAAUUCAACAGGUCGAUGGAGUUAUAACUUUGCUAUUUCAUCGGCAGCCAUUGCUAUUGGAUGUGCUGGACUCAGUAUUAUUGUCUUAUGGUUAUCUGGCAUCUAUUUUAAUGUUCGUAAAAAAAAUUCAUGUACAACAUGUUUUUUACUAAGUAUCUGCUUAUUACUUUUACUUACCUUCUGUGCAUCAUUUGUCGUUUGGAUUUUACUUAUAUCUGAAACUCUGACAAUGGGUUAUUCAGUUAAUCGUUCAAUAUUCAAUUGGCCAAUGUGGUUAGCUGUUGGUGCAACAGGUGGCUAUUUAAUGGCAUUAUUAACAAUGCUUUUUUCAUUUUGUGCAGUAGUUUGUCAUGGACGCAAAGAAGAUCGAAGUUUAAAUUAUGCAGCAAAUAAAUUUUGA